Messenger RNA from Fusarium verticillioides 7600, 1718 nucleotides. RefSeq lists its product as hypothetical. Bases 458 to 1609 code for a protein of 383 amino acids. The transcript is spliced from 3 exons. The record is from RefSeq and is a predicted model, not a curated record. Lineage: Eukaryota; Fungi; Ascomycota; Sordariomycetes; Hypocreales; Nectriaceae.
GAUUCUCCAAAAACAAGAGUCAAAACGGAGAUCGUCUUAUUGAGCACCUGACGUUGUCUAAUCACAGCGCUUGUUGUUCUGUUUUCAGUGGAGUUCAAAAAUGGGUCGAGGUACCAAGCUCUCCAGACCCAACGUCGAUAUCAUCAUGAGCAUCAGUUUCUCCCCAUGGGGGGCGCCAGGGGCGUUGAUAGUGCGUUUUUUUUCUUCCUUUGCCCCCCUUUACAAAAUGGUUUCAAGCCUAACCAGCCGUUGGGUCCAUGGUCCGGUUUUUGCAUGAGUCGGUGUCUGGGGAAAAUGCUUAACCAAAGCUGGUGGUCUGCCUUUUCUUGCCCCAUCGACUCUUGAAUACUUUCUCAUUUCUCUCUUCUUGAUCUGGUUCCCACUUUGUCAAUUGCUUGUUGUUAUUUUUGCGGGGGACUCCAUUUUGUUACCUCAGAGAUACUACCGACGAUGCAUCAUGAGGGAUGAUACCCCCAAUAUCAUUGCUUCGGCCGCCAUAACUCUUCCUCUUGCGACCUUGGCUCUUAUUGCUCGACUUAUUGCGAGGAAAAUCACAAAAGCUGGAUAUGGCAUUGAUGAUGCUUUGGCUGUUGUUGGCUGGUUGGGCUCGUUGGCCUUGUUGACGAAUGGGAUGAUAUGGAUCAAGGAUGGUUUGGGAAAGCCAAUGGAGGUUGGACUUACAGACGACUUCACGUUUCACGAUAAGAACCGACUGGCGUGGAUACAUAUGUGGACGACGAGCUUCACUUACACCUUUGCCAUCGCCUUCUCGAAAUUCGCUAUCCUCGCUUUUUACUGGCGUCUCUUUCAAUUCUCCGAUAUUCGAAUCCCCAUUCAAGUCCUUUCAUGCAUCACAGUGGCGUGGUUUCUACUGCGACUCUUCAUGGUGUGUUUGCAAUGUCUACCACUAACAGCCUUGUGGGAUGGAGACCAAGCAACGAGGGACGCAAAAUGCCAUAUCCGCGAAUCGACAUUCUUCUUCUCGACAGUUUUGACGCACGUCUUGAUCGAUUGCGCGAUUCUUAUUCUGCCAGCUAUUGAAGUUGGGAAACUCCAUUUACCCAAGGGUCAGAAGGUUGCUGUCAUUGCGCUGUUUGCGUUUGGUGCAAUGACCUGUUUGGCCUCCAUUUUCGUCCUCAUUGAGUCAUUCAAGUUCAAGUCGGAUUCGAAGGAGAUGACGCUGCAAAUGGGACAGCAUUACGCUUGGUCAAUCGCUGAGUGCAACUUUGCCGUAAUCGCUGCUUGUCUCCCAAUGCUUCGGCCAGUCGCCCGCAAAAUCCUCCCAGGCUCAUUCCUCACCUCCAACAGCGGCGGCCAAUCAACCCAAAUAAGCGCCCCUUUCAGCGCACCAUUCAGCAACGGCAUCCGCCUCACCAGCGUCUCCAAGACGCGAUCCGGCGAGAACGACGGCGGAAGCUCAACACAUGAACUAUCCAAUAAUCCACCAGAUCUAUACGACAUAGGCGAAUGGCCACACGGUACACAGACCACGAUAUCAAGCCCUUUUAGAAAAUAUACAUCUGCGAAGGACUAUGAGAGCAGCGAGAUGGGGAUCCGUGGUGAUGAAGAGACGGCUGUUUCUGUACAACGGCGUGACGAUAGUGUAUGAAACAGGGCGGCGACCCUCGGCGUUUUGGAUAUGAUAUCAGCGAGGCUGAGUUAUUUUGUUUACCUUAGAUACCACUGGAUAAAAUACCAACUGAACCUUAAUUUUCAAG